AUGGACCGCGACCGCGAUGGCCGGAGCCGCAGGUAUGACGACGGUGAAGUCGUUAGAUAUGGAGCCGGAGAGUCUUGGAGACCAACCCCGCGGGAACGAUCGCCCAGAAGACCGAGGAGCCCAGUGAGAGAUAGAGCAAGAAGCCCGCCGCGUACUAGAAGUCCUCGCCCUCGAAGCCCUAUAAUUCCAGGAUCUGAUAGCUAUGUGCCUGGGAGAUAUCCGCCGCGUAGGCGCUCUCGGAGUAUAAACGAUCGAUACCGGCGCGAUCGAUCCAGAGACCGCGAAAGCCCCCGAAGGCGCGAGAGAAGCCGAUCUCCCAUGAGAAGAUCACCACUGCCCCGCCGGAGCCCACCUAGAAGAGAGUCGCCAGCAAGAGAUAACAGAUACGACCGACCACGAUCUCCGCGCCGGGAUUGGGAGCGUGAUAGGCCCAGAGAUAUAGACCGUGAUCGAGAUUGGGACCGUGAAAGAAAUCGACCUAGGGAAUGGGAGCGAGAUAUCGAGAGGCGCGAUGAUAGGAGAUCACGCUCUCCCUUCGCUCGAGAUCGCCGUCGCGAGAGGACGCCGCUAGGGAAAACAACGCCUAUUGCUGUCCGUGGUGGUAUUUACAGGCCUCGUUCGAGGUCACCCAAUCGACGAGAUGACAGAUAUCAUUCAUAUAAGCGACACUCGCCGAUGCGAGAACCGGGGCCCGCGUCUGCACUACCAUCUCGACCUGCAUCAGAGAGAGCGGAUUCUCAGUCACAGUCGGCCAAAACUCGUUCCCCCACCACAUUGGAAGGCUCCCCUCCUCACCGUGCUGCGACACCGGCUGCAGCUGUCAAAGACAUCCAGCGACCCAUUGCAAACGAAACUGCCUCUGGCCCUUCAAAAUCCCCGCCACGUGGCCCUGCAGCAUUACGGGCACCACCCAGUGGACCUGCUGCUGCUCGUGCAACUUCAACUUCAGCAACGAUGCCUAUUCCUCAGACGCAACGAAUUCCCCAAACACCAAAUGCGAUGCCGCCUCACAGAACAGACACUACAAGUCCAACGAACCCGCCUUCAGGGCCCCGAGGCUACAUCCCAUUAAACAGGGGGGCUUCUUUCUCAUCCCGUGGCGGGAGGGGAGGUUGGAAUUCAGUACCAUCUCGCCAUUUAUCUGGCCCACCACCAGUGUCAGCUGCGACAAGUGGUCCUUCUAAUAUUCCCACAGGCCCUCGAGCAACUGCUUCAAAUGGGGCCGGCGCAGGGAUACCUCCUACUCAACGACCUUUCAAUCCACCCACGGGGCCCUCAGCUCAGCAUGGCAGCGGGCAAAGACAGAGCCUUGCUCAAAGCUUGUUAGCGACGAUGCCCCCCCUUGUUCCCGGUGGGAAAACAGAUCCGACUAUGACACCCCUAAUACUUGGUGUCACGAAAGAGAUCGAAGGUCAUUAUAGGAAGCUGAAAGACGAAGAGGAAAAAAUACGGGAGGAGCUACGUCUCAAGCAAGAGCGGCUCCGAAAGAGUCUCUAUUCGUGGUCUAGACUUGAGCGAGAUGCCAGGGCGUGGGAGAUGAGAAGUGACCUGAGCGAGAAGAGCAUGAAGAAUUUGGCUGGUGAAGGCGUUGGCGGUGCAGCCUUUUAG
This is a messenger RNA of Trichoderma asperellum CBS 433.97, 1608 nucleotides long. RefSeq lists its product as uncharacterized. The record is from RefSeq and is a predicted model, not a curated record. Lineage: Eukaryota; Fungi; Ascomycota; Sordariomycetes; Hypocreales; Hypocreaceae.